AUGGACAGUCCCAGCAACACCACCCUGCCCCGAGGCUUUCUCCUUCAAGGCUUCUUCGAGUUCCCACAGCUGAAGCCUGUGCUCUUCCUGCUGCUGCUGACCGUACACCUGACCACCCUCAGUGGGAACCUGCUCAUCCUGGUGGCUGUGGCCUCAGUGCCCAGCCGGCCGCCCAUGCUGCUCUUCUUGUGCCAGCUCUCGGUCAUCGAGUUCUGCUACACACUGGUGGUGGUGCCCCGCUCACUGGCUGACCUGACCAUGCCGGGCCACACCAGGGGCAGCCCCAUCUCCUUCCUGGGCUGUGCCGUUCAAAUGCAGAUGUUCGUGGCACUGGGCGGGGCAGAGUGCUUCCUGCUGGCCGCGAUGGCCUAUGAUCGCUACGUGGCCAUCUGCCACCCACUGCGCUAUGCGGCUGUGGUGACCCCUGGGCUCUGCGCCCGACUGGCCCUGGCCUGCUGCCUCGGGGGCCUGGCAGUGUCGCUGGGGCUCACGGUGGCCGUCUUCCACCUGCCCUUCUGCGGUUCCCACCUGCUGGUGCAUUUCUUCUGCGACAUCACUGCGCUGCUGCACCUGGCCUGCACCCGGAGCUAUGCCGACGAGCUGCCGCUGCUGGGUGCCUGCCUGGUGCUGUUGCUGCUGCCCUCCAUGUUCAUCCUGGCCUCCUACGGGGCCAUCGCCGCAACCCUGCGCUCCCUGCGCUCUUCCGGGGGCCGCCGCAAGGCCGCCUCCACCUGCACCUCGCACCUGGCGGUCACCUUCCUGCACUACGGCUGCGCCACCUUCAUGUACGUGCGGCCCAAGGCCACCUACUCCCCGCGGCUGGACCGCACCUUGGCGCUAGUCUACACCAACGUCACGCCGCUGCUCUACCCACUUAUCUACAGCCUGCGCAACCAAGAGAUCACCACUGCCAUCCGCAGAGUGCUGGGGCGCCUGAGGCCGGGCAAAGCCAUAGGUCAAGGUCUGUAUAAGCCCUGA
Heterocephalus glaber (naked mole-rat) is the source of this 978-nucleotide messenger RNA. Its product is annotated as olfactory receptor 10AC1-like. Gene Ontology annotation, cellular component: membrane. NCBI's taxonomy places the organism in Eukaryota, Metazoa, Chordata, Mammalia, Rodentia, Bathyergidae. Gene Ontology annotation, molecular function: olfactory receptor activity; G protein-coupled receptor activity. Gene Ontology annotation, biological process: G protein-coupled receptor signaling pathway. The record is from RefSeq and is a predicted model, not a curated record.